CUUUCAUAUGAAGACAGUUGGACCGCCCAACUCGUCAGCGUACCUUGCAAGCUAAGUGUACCAUCUAGAAAGACUAAACUAGCAUGUCUUUCCGGCGGAUCAUCAGCCGUACGGGCUCCGCUCUGUGCGCCUGCACGACGGCUGCCUGCUCAGCAGCCGGACCAUCCUCUUCCUCGUUCCUUUCGCGGGCGGGGGGUCUCGCAGCGUCACCCUUCCCUAUCGCAUCUAGCUCCUCUAUUCUCCCUACAUUCAGCUUUGGUGGUGCCAUACAAGUGCGAAAUUCGACCAAGAGGGGAGGUGGUAGCACCAAGAACAACAGGAAUAGUGCGGGCAAGCGUCUUGGUGUCAAACGAUAUGGAGGCCAAUUUGUCAAUGCGGGUGAGAUCAUCAUCCGGCAAAGAGGCACUGAGUGGCACGCGGGCGAGAACGUGAUGAUGGGCCGCGACCACACCCUGUUCGCCACCCAACCAGGCUGGGUACGCUUCUACGGCGGUGCGACGCCAGGCUCAGCCGCACUUUUCCGGCAAGCAAAGAAGGCCAUUCGGCCAGGGCCUCUCGCACUUACUUCGCUACGCAACACAUCGCCUAUCCUACCCCGAGUGCUUCCCUCCAAGGGACAUCCGUCGAGCAACACCAAGCGGCGAUACGUCGGCGUCGCAUUGAAGCCUGAUGCAACUUUACCGGCCCCACGUGGGGCGCCGACGCAGAGGAGGUUCGCAAAGGUGGACAUCAGGAGAAUUAAGAAAGAAGAGCAGGAAUGGAGGGCGAACGUGCACGAUCUCAUGCAGCUGCAAGGAUCGCUGGCAACUGAAGAUGCGACGUGUACCCCCGCGCUCCAAGCAGGCAUGUGAUUGAACUGACAAUAUUGUCAUAUUGUAUAGUACAGCGCGAUGCAGUCACACUUGCACCU
This is a messenger RNA of Tilletiaria anomala UBC 951, 910 nucleotides long. RefSeq lists its product as uncharacterized. The record is from RefSeq and is a predicted model, not a curated record. Lineage: Eukaryota; Fungi; Basidiomycota; Exobasidiomycetes; Georgefischeriales; Tilletiariaceae. The transcript is spliced from 2 exons. Gene Ontology annotation, cellular component: ribosome; mitochondrial large ribosomal subunit. Bases 84 to 851 code for a protein of 255 amino acids. Gene Ontology annotation, biological process: translation. Gene Ontology annotation, molecular function: structural constituent of ribosome.